This is a messenger RNA of Papilio machaon (common yellow swallowtail), 1513 nucleotides long. It is a transcript of the gene Cyp40, whose product is annotated as peptidyl-prolyl cis-trans isomerase D. The transcript is spliced from 8 exons. Gene Ontology annotation, biological process: protein peptidyl-prolyl isomerization. Gene Ontology annotation, cellular component: intracellular membrane-bounded organelle. The record is from RefSeq and is a predicted model, not a curated record. Lineage: Eukaryota; Metazoa; Arthropoda; Insecta; Lepidoptera; Papilionidae. Bases 188 to 1348 code for a protein of 386 amino acids. Gene Ontology annotation, molecular function: protein binding; peptidyl-prolyl cis-trans isomerase activity.
AGGUCGCGGAAUUUGGAUCCCGUCCUUGCCUCUUCGUGUUUAUUUUAUUUUUCUCGGUGUUUUUCUAUAUUUUCUUUGUAAAACAAUGAUAGUAUCUAUUCAAAUAACGUAUUUACUGUUUGUUUGUUGGUUUUUAUAAGUUGACAGGAGUUAUAGCAAUAAAUGUAUUUCAUGAUUUGCUAAAAAAAUGAUAUCGGGGUCUCAGCGGAAAAGGCAACAAAGAAAUCCUCUAGUGUUCUUAGAUAUAGUGACUGAUGGCGAGCCAGCUGGACGAAUAGUAAUAGAGCUAAGAGCUGAUAUAGUGCCUAGAACUGCUGAGAACUUUAGAGCAUUGUGUACCGGAGAGAAAGGAAUAGGUAUUAAUGGAAAACCUCUGCAUUAUAAAGGAGUUCCCUUCCAUAAAGCGGUGUCUCAAUUCAUGGUUCAGGGUGGGGACAUUGUAAAUGGCGAUGGCACCGGAGGGGAGAGUAUAUAUGGACCAACAUUUGAAGAUGAAAAUUUUAAUCUCAGGCACGAUCCUGGCGUUGUGAGUAUGGCCAACAAAGGUCGUCCUCAUACUAACGGUUCCCAAUUCUGCCUGACGAAUGUGCCGUGCCCGCAACUCGAUGGCCGGAAUGUAGCUUUCGGACAUAUACACUCCGGUCUGGGAUUAUUGGCUGAUAUACAAUCGUAUGCUGAUGAUAAUGGACGUCUUACUAUCGAGUGCAUAAUAGCGGACUGCGGCGAGAUACUGAAUCCAUUGGAUUGGGGCGUGUGCUGCAAUGACGGCACCAGUGACAGACUGCCCGAGUACCCGGAGGACUCCGCCUGCGACACGCUGCCCGUAGAAGAUCUGCUAUCAUGUAUAAGUGGAGUGAAGCACAGCGGCAAUACGUACUUCGGUCGCGGACGUCACAAGGCCGCGGCGAAGAAGUACACGAAGUGCUUGCGCUACUUGUCUCAUGCCGCUGACGUGCUGCAGCCAAACCGCAUCGCCGACCCAGAGCAAGUGUUCGGCGUGCUCGCGAUGUUCUCGCUGCAGUGUAACCUGAACUUAGCCGCGUGUCACAUCAAGAUGGCCGACUACAGGUCAUGCGUCAAAUGCUCCUCUGAGGUACUUAACGUUGAACCAGACAACGAGAAAGCGUUAUACCGUCGUGCGCAAGGUAACUUUGCUCUAGGUAACUACGAAGCUGCUAUAGCCGAUCUGAAACACGCGAGCAAUAUCUCACCAAAUAACAAAGCUGUAAAAAAAUUACUAGACGAAGUCAGGGCCAGUAACAAUAGCUACAAUGAAAUACAAAAACAGAGGCUGUCAAAAUUUUUUCGUGACCAAAAAGAGGAAAGUAUCGCGAUCGAACAUAACUGAACUUAAAUUGCAAGUCGUGAUAUACAAAUUGUGAUUUAUAAUGUUAUUUCAGUGCGGAAUAUUCCAUUUAAAUGUUAAUUUGGAAUAUUUUGUUGUUACUUUGGUAUAUACGAUGUUGCUGUGGAAUAAUUUACUGAAACGUCAUAUUAAAAUAUGUAUAAUUUA